CACACUUCCCAGUGUCCAUCUCCUCUCUCGUUUCCCUGUCGUCUCACUUUUGUUCUUCUUUCCUCGUCUUUUUGGCAUCGAUCCCUCUCCUAGACCUGCUCCAAGUGCGCCGGAAACAUGGGCGCAAUUAAGCGAGUCGCAGUCAUCGGCGCGGGGCCGGCUGGCGCCAUCACUAUCGACGCCCUGGCCCGUGAGAAGACCUUCGACGUCAUCCGUGUAUUUGAGCGCCGUGAGGCUGCCGGCGGCUGCUGGGUUGGCGACCAAACCCCGCCGCCUCACCUCACAGCCCUUUCCGCCCUGGCGUCCCGCACCGCUGACCGCCCGAUCCCGGUCCCGGAGACCCUCCCGACCCGAACGCCGAAAGACCCGGCCCCGGCACCGCCGCGCUUCACCGAGUCCGGCAUUUACCCCUACCUCGAGACAAACGUCGACGCCAUCCCCAUGUCCUUCUCCGAGGAGUCCAUCCCCGAGCUGCGCACCGAGAACUCCAUCUCGCUGCACGGGCCCGACACGCCCUUCCGCCACUGGACCGUCGUCCGCGACUUUGUCCAGGGACUCGUGAACCGCAACGAGUACCAGGACUUCGUUUCCUACAACACAACGGUCGAGCGGGCCGAGAAGGUCGGGCACGAGUGGAAGCUCACGCUGAGGAGGGAGGACGACGAGGGGAACGAGUGGUGGGUCGAGUGGUUCGAUGCUGUCGUUGUUGCGACGGGGCACUACUGGGUGCCGUACGUCCCCGACAUCGAGGGACUCGACGACUUUGAAAAGGCUCGUCCGGGGAGCGUCAUCCACAGCAAGCACUUUCGCGGGCGGGAACAAUUCCGCGACAAGCGCGUCGUCGUAGUAGGCGCCUCCGUCUCCGGGGCCGACAUCUCGGUCGACCUCGUCAAAACCGCGAAGCUUCCCGUCUACUCCGUCGUCAACGGUCGCAAAGCGAACCUCUACUUUGGCGACGGCGCCUUCAACCACCCGCGGCUCUCACGCCGCGCCACCAUCGCCCGCAUCGACGGCCGGACCGUGCACUUCUCCGACGGCACCUCCGUCGCCGACGUCGACAACAUUGUCUUUGCCACGGGCUUCACCUGGACCCUGCCGUUCCUACCCUCGGUCGAGGUCCGCAACAACCGCGUCCCGGGCUUGUAUCAGCACGUCGUGUACCACCGCGACCCGACGCUACUCUUCAUCGGCGCCGUGGCGGCCGGUCUGACGUUCAAGAUCUUUGAGUGGCAGGCCGUCCUCGCGGCUCGCGUGCUGGCCGGAAGGGCGAGGUUGCCGUCGGCCGACGAGCAGGCGAGGUGGGAGGCCGACCGGGUUGCCGAGAAGGGCGACGACAUCAGGUUUUCGCUUGUGCACCCGCACUUUGAAGAGUACUUUGAGACCGUGCGGGCGCUGGCCGGCGAGCCUGAGAACGGCGUUGGAAGGCCGUUGCCGGCGUACGACCCGUCGUGGCUCCAGGUCUUCCUCGACGGCCUCGAAUUGAGGAAGAAGAUGUGGGUAAGGUUGAACGCCCAAGCACAGGAGGAGCUCGAGCAGGAACCGUCGUCGACGGGUGGUCUCGAAGAGAAGGGGGGCAAGGGUGCUCGUUUACCAUCUGUGAAUGGGAUAGAGCUCGAGAAAGCCCCCGUCGUGACAACGGUUGAGACGGCUCAAGAAAUCCUGUAGG
Messenger RNA from Colletotrichum destructivum, 1666 nucleotides. RefSeq names its product Putative flavin monooxygenase, FAD/NAD(P)-binding domain superfamily. The transcript has 3 exons. The record is from RefSeq and is a predicted model, not a curated record. NCBI's taxonomy places the organism in Eukaryota, Fungi, Ascomycota, Sordariomycetes, Glomerellales, Glomerellaceae. Bases 118 to 1665 code for a protein of 515 amino acids. Gene Ontology annotation, molecular function: N,N-dimethylaniline monooxygenase activity; NADP binding; flavin adenine dinucleotide binding.